AUGGCAGUAAAUUGUGUACGGGUUGACCCACCAUUUGUUCAGUUCAACGAUGUGCGACUGGGGCAAGUCUAUAAGACUGCACUGACGGUGACAAAUGUCGGGAAAACUAUGACGAAAAUAGCGGUUGGCAAGCCAAAUUCAAAGAUGUUUAAGUUUACAUCCAGCAGCUCAGCUGUGGUAGUGGCCCCUGGUCUGGGUGUGAACGGUUUGUUGGAGUUUACUCCAGAAAGGGAGGAGGAGGUCAGAGGGAAACUUCAGAUUCACAUAGACGAUACGGACACAAUGGAAAUCCCACUACUGGCGUUUCCUAGGGCUUGCUCCCUCAUAAUGGAGUCUGUGGUUGACUUUGGUUGCGUUGCUGCCAAUAGCCAAGUGAUCAGCAAGUAUCAUCCUAUAACCAACCAGGGAUCAGCACCAGGAAUGUUCCAGGUGCAGUUCAGUGGAAACCCAGCAAUCAAACUCUCACCCAUCAAUGGAGUUAUAGCAGCAGGCGCCACCCAGUGGCUGAAAGCUGAACUGCGUACUGAUGCAUCAAGGUUGAUUGAUGAGAGGGCUAUGGUGAAACUCCAGAAUUGCUCCACCAUACUUUGCAUUAGGGCUCAUGUUGUGGCCCAGCCCCUUGAGAUAUUUGACCUGCAAGGUUCUCCACUGUCCAGUCUGUGGUUUGGACCUGUCUACUUUGGGACGUCCCGUGUAGAGAAUAUAGUCUUAAGAAACAAUUCACCCCAACCGUGUGACUGGGUCUGCGUGUUCCAGGAAGCUGCUGCGGGAACUGAGGUGGGGACAAACCUCCAGAACAGCACAGACGCCACCCUGGUGGACAGAAUAGAGAUGUGCAGCUCAGCCUCUGAACACGUCUCUCAGGUCUUGGUGUGUGUUCCUAAGCAGGGUCGACUUGGACCAUGUGAUAAAACCACGGUGGCUUUACGCUUCAGUCCUGUCUCCCACAGUGCACAUGAAGAGAAACCACAUGUUUACUCAACCAGACGACAGGACUACUGUCUUUUCCUGCUGUUUGAGUCAGUGGGAAGCAAACAUGGCUUCACUCACCAUACUGGUAACAGCAGUGUGGAGUUAGCAGUGACAGGCUCCGGGCUGCCGGUGUCUCUUGUACCAAGUCCUUCUCAUAGGUUUGAUUUCCACACCUGCAUGGCUGGUCAGCGUGUAGAUUUGUUAUGUGUGCUGCAAAACUUUUGCCCUCAGCUUCCAAUAAACUUCAGCUUCCGCAAGGUAGCACAUUUUAGCACAGAGCCCUCCACAGGCACCAUCGCACCUGGGCAGUGCCAGGAUGUAGUUUUGUCUUUCAAGGCAAGGCAACAAGGGACCUUCCAGGUGUGUCAAUGGAUAGAUAUCCUCGGUUAUGUCAUUCAGCAAAGAGGUGAUAACACCACAGAGGACUCUACAGUACUUCAGCUCCAGCGCUUUUACACUCUCACUUUAAACCUAUCAGCUGUCUGCUGCCACAAAACAACACAUCCUGUGCCAAAACUAAAUUCUGGCAUCACUCCAGCUGUGACAAAUCCAUCUGGGUUGUAUCCAUAUGUUCGAUCUAGUGAGCUUGCUCACUGUCGUGAGAUGGUGCGUACUGCUGUCCUUAGUGCUGACAAAACACGACUCCACAAACAUCACAAUGACCUCCUACAAAACACUGAAGAGGAGGAGUUCCUGGCAUUUCCUAAUGACCGAGCCAGCAGCAUUAGGCCUGCGUCCCCACACAGACACUACAGAACCAUCUUUACUGGAGUACAUCGCUAUCACUAUGUGGACACUGACUAUGCCUUUACUGUGGAAGAAGAGGUGCAGAGAAAGCAGCAUUGCCAAAUAUAUGCAGAUUAUAUCAAAAAGCUUAGAUCAACACGUCUACAGAAGUUAAAGGAGAGGCAGCAACCAAAAGUCGAGGAUGAUGUGGACAUUGGAAUUGUUCCUUUCCAAGGGCUUGUUCCUCCUAAGCUCUGCAUCAAGGAUAUGGAAACCAGCAACAUGUCACACACCAGCCCAGAAUCUAAAAAGAAACCUUAUAUAAAAAGAAAAGGAAUCUGUCUCCAAGAUGUGACAUCCACCAAACAGCAAAUUACUAGUCAGGUUGUACAUGUUGUAAAUGCAGUUCCGUCCACCAGCCAGGAGAUGGCAGAAUGCAACAGGACUCUGACAGCUCAGGAGCUCUACCAAGUUGAUAUAGGCCCAUUGUUGGUGGACUUUGGGGAGGUCUGUGUGCAGUCUGUGUGUGUUCAGACACUGGACAUGAUCAAUCAUCUGUCAGUGCAUGUCUGGGUGCAGCUGGAUGUGGACUGCCCAGAGCUUCAGGGCUCCUCCCCUGUCUCACAUGUUCUACCACCCCGAUCCCACACUACCUUACCUUUGACAUUCCAAAGCAAUAAGCUGGGAGAAUUUUAUAGACCUUUGUCCUACUCUGUGAACCAGAAGCACCCCGGUCAGAUCUUAGUCCAAGCUCAGGUUGUUCCUGUUGCUUUGGAGCUGUCCCCCUCACAGCUAGUGCUUCACCCAACCUCCUCUUUGCUCGCCCAGUCAGGAUACAGGAGCUCAGUAACCCUUCAAAACCAUCGCAAUCAUGCUGCUGAAUUCACCUGGCAACCGGUGGUCACGGAAAAUGGCAUCCUGUUCUCUGUUCGACCAGCUACAGGUACUGUUGAGGCGUACAAAGAAUUAGACUGUGAGGUUGUCUGGCAUGCCUCGUUCUCCUCUCCUCCAAAAGGAGACUUUGACCUCUGCGUCCUUGAGGGCAACACACAACAUCUUCACUGUAUCGCCAAGGUUGGAUGCACCAGUGUUCAGCUGGCAGAGAAUAGGGUGACAUUUGAAUCAGUGUCUCUCAAGAUGACCUCUGUUAGAACUGCUGUCCUACACAACACUGGACAGAACCAUGCUUACUACCAGGUGCUAGAUGUGUGCCCUCUGCCAGGCAUGGUGGUGAGUCCAUCUGAAGGUUUGGUGCCAGCCGGUGGGCAAGCUGUGCUCAACAUCCACUUCAACCCAGACUCUGUUAUCAGGUUUGACACCAGAAUUGAGAUAGCUCUGAGAAACAUGAAGUCCAUUGAGCUUAGAGUGGAUGGAUCAGUGGAGCCUCCAAACGUAGACCUCAACAUAUCUGAUUUCCAGCUCUUUGGGGUCUUUAUUGGUUCCCGGCGAAGUGCACCUUUUACUCUGACAAACCACUCUUCAGCUGCAGCCAGUGUUACUUUUGACUUGACAAAAUAUAGAGACUUUCUUGUCCAACUCCCAGACCAGUCGACAGCAGAACAGGAACCUGGUGUGAGUGUUGUGGAAAUCCGGGGCUCUCAGGAAGUCAAUUGCUCCCUUGUAUUCUCCCCCACCCAGGUGGCCAGUUAUGAUUUUGACCUGCCAGUGAUGGUCAACGGAGUGAGCUCCCACCCUUCUUCUCCAUCCUCUCUCCCCACUUCAUCUUCGUCUUUCACCUCCUGCUCCUCAACAGCAGGCAGCAAGAAAAUGACUGUCAAACUCGUCCCCCAGCCUGUCCCCAUGGCAACAAGUCCACGACGCAUACAGGCCACAGUACUUCACGCCCCAGUAGAAAUGUCCCCCUCUACUCUGAUUUUUUAUGUGAAACCUUUGGACACACAGGCUGAUGAUUACACCAAGACUGUUCACCUAAAAGCAGAGACUGAAGGGAAUGUGUGUUGGGGUGAUGAAGUUCAGCCAAAUGUAUGCUGGUGGGUUGACUGCAGCUCAACAGCAACUUUAAUAGCUGACAGAGAGGAGGAGAUAUGUAAAGUGUCUCCAUCAUCAGGGAGUCUGGGGCCUGGCCAGUCCAUCUGCUUGACGGUCAGCCUUAGGCCUGAGGCUACCAGAACAGUUCCUGGCACAGUGAUAAAACUGACCAUCCCUGUUUACUUGGGAGACCAGAGAGUGAAGGGACUUCACCCUUACAGAGAGCUGUCUGUCACUAUCCACCAUCGCCCCAUUAUAACAAUCCACCCUCCUCAAAUCCUCCUUACCCCAGUACCCCUAGGAAGCAACUCGAGUGCCACACUCACUCUACUGGCAUCAGGAUAUCCAAGUGGAACCCAGGUAUCAGCUGAAGUGUGUGAUGUGGAACUGGAGGAUGGGACAAAGAUACAGCCUGUUUCUAUUAUUUUUCCUCAAGGGAACUACGUUCCUGCUCAAGACAUGAAUCAGGUACGACCCCGUACUUUAGGUGUGAACAAGCCAGAUACCAGUGUGGCCUCUCUCAUCUGCAAUGUGUCCUUUAGCUGUGCCAUCCCUUUGACCAUCUGUACAGACAUCAUCUUCACUGACCACCUUCAAAACAGAUUUAAGGUCAAGAUAUGCGCUAUGGUUGACAACUGUGUGUUGACUGUCUGGCCCUACAUGGCCUCACACUGCUCUGACCAACAAAUAGUACUCAAGACUGGGGCCACAGCUGUCGAGGCAGUUCUUCAGCACUAUCACAUACCGAGUCCUACCUCUUGUCCAAAUUCAUCGUCUUCAACGUUUGACCACAACAGCUCAACAAACAAGACCUCAGGCACAGACUCCUUUCCAGACAGUGAUAGUGGUCAGGCCAGUGGGGAUGAGCAGUUCUCUUCAAUCAGAGACACCCCAACUAAUCAGGGCGUCCCAGAAUUCCCUUCCUCCAGCUCAGCAGAAGGCCUGUAUUACCAGAGUGUGUUACUGGCUGUGGAGAGAUGGUUUACUUUCUUUGGCUGGCCAAGUGGACCACACCCUGUCUCUGUACCGCACACAUUCAGAAGAGUUAUAUCAACAGUUCACACAAGCCAUCACAGUGGACGAGCAUAUCGAGUCACUCAGAAUAAAGACUCCAGGUCUGCAGUGGACAUGCUUAUUCAUUUGACUGGCAAGCAGAUUCCUGGUAUUCCUCACAUCCAGUCAUUUUCUAAGGACUUAAACCAGCGCACUAAUCAGCUCUUAAAACAUUAUGAGGCUAUGCUCACUUUUCUCAGUGCACAAGGAGCCUGUCUGUGUCACAUCAAACCAGAAUACUUACUGGACAAACAGGAGUUCAACCACUGGUGCUCCCUGCAGGUAAAAAAGCCGGAGUAUGGUGUUGACUACAGCAACAUCAACUAUGAAUCUCUGAGCAAACGGUCAUGGACAGAUGUAUUGCUACAAAUAUACAAGGUAUUUGUGUUGUGCCGUGUGUCAGUAGGAGGUCUAAAUGCACCUCUUGCACAGAAAGAUACAGAUGAAAUUAUCCCCGUUUGUUCACAACCCCUGGCCAGUAAUGUCUACUCUCCCUGGGAGCUCCAGUUACUUUCAUGGCUUAACAAACACUAUGAGAGUGUGAGGAAGACUGUCUGGGGUACAGGUUAUGCCCCAUCAGCUCGCUGGAUAGUAAAUUUUGACCUGGACUUGACAGAUGGACUGGUGCUGGCUGCUCUCCUGGCUGCCUACUGCCCCUACCUGAUCUGUAGCCACUUCAAACGGAUGUACACUAGAACAAGCAGCUUGGAGCAGAUCCUCCACAACAACAUUAUUGUGGUGCAAGCCUUAACUACACUUUGUCUCAACAUAGAUAUACAUCCCACAGACUUGUCGGAUCCUAACCCGGUGCAGAUGUUAAUGUUGUGUGUUCACCUCUUCGAGAGGCUUCCUCAGUACCUGCCACUUGAAACCAUUACUCUAUCAGGAGAACUGCACAGCACCUUUAGCAAGCAGGUGUGUCUGAGAAGCCCGACCUCUAAGCCAAUCAAAUAUCACGCCUUCUUUUUAGGAGAGCACACCCAUCUGUUCACCCUGCCCAAUGGAUGCACAGUCACUAUUCCUGCAAAGACAAGCACUGAACUGACAGUCCAGUAUAGAUGCUCCUUCCUGCAGUCCUCAGAGGCUACCCUCCUGCUCGUCUCCGACUCAGCUUUUGUCACCACGCUGGCCUUUAAUCUGAAGACUCAAGUUAGCCACAUCAGACCUAAAACUGUCAAGUGCAGUUCUCCAUGCUACAAACUGAAGGAAAUCCAACUACCAGUCACUAAUCCAUUCACAAAGGAAGGCAAAUUCAGGGUGGUGCUAAUGGAUUCUGUGUCCAACCCACUGAAGCCGGAGAAGAGAAAAGACCUAAUUCAACAGGCUGCCUCCAAAACCAAAAGUCCCUCAGUGGAGACAAUGACAGACAGGAGCUGUGAGGAAGAGACCGGAGGAAAGUGCUCAGAUCACAGUGGAGAGGACAGUGAUUUCUCAUGUGCAGUGAGGAGUAUUUUUCUGAAAUCAGGUCACACAAAUACUCUGAAGCUCCACUACCUGCCCUUCUGCCCAGGGAUCAAAUACUGCUCUGUGCUGCUAGUUUGUCCACAGGUGGGAGACAUGGUAUAUAUGGUCAAGGCCACAGCAGAGUUGCCUCUUCCUUUUCCACUCACUGCCAAACCCAGUUGUAACAUAGACCAGAGUCUCAUCAGCUCAGAUGUGUGUGUAUCAACAAUAAGCCUUAACUGCAAAGUGGGACAAGUGUGUGAGGAAGUGAUCUGUGUGCCAGUAAUUAAUAUGGCCUGGGAGCAAGCUCUGGCCAUCUGGGGUCAAUACAGCAUGAGCGCCGAAGAGCAUCGAAGGCGGUUGCUGACGCACUCUUUGCAUAGCAGCAGUGUGAGAGCAAUCACAGCAGCACGGAAACUUAGCAAACAACAGACCCAUCUGAUGAAACAUGAUGACAACAGUAAAGGAAUAGAGUACAGUGUGGAGGUGUCUCUGCCACAGUACUUCACUUUACCUAAUAUAGUCACUAUACCCAUUAAAGAAACCAUCAAAGUACCGUGGAAGAAUCCUUCAGACUGUGGCUGUGUGGAAAUCCCAAUACAUUUUCAGGCACACUCAGUGGGACACUUCACAUGUCGAGUAGUUCUGAGGUCUUGGUGUGAUACCAGAGUCUACAUGUUGGAGGCCAAUGUUACCUCUGAGCGAGUACCUGUGCAGUUAGACUUCAGCUCACCUGCUCACCGCUCAGUCAAGCAAGACAUACUACUGAACAACAAGACCGACCAGGACUGGAAAAUGCAAGCUGAAUUAUGGGGUGAAGGUUUCUCCGGACCAAAGGUUUUCCAUGUGGCUGCAGGGACAAAAGCCUGUUACCCUCUAACCUUUCACCCUGCUACACAGUGCAUUGUCAAGGGCAAGUUGUCUUUACAUAAUGACUGUGACGGAACUGAGCACGUGUUUACCCUUAGAGGAGUGGGAGAGCGGCCCCUGCCUGUGGACCAUAUCGUAUUACACUGCCCUGCUGGGCAGACAAAACACACACAGCUGGAUGUUCCCAACUACAGCCAGAACAAGCUCACUCUGAAGUUAAAGACAGACCUUUCCAUUGUGAGUGGUCAUCCAUAUCUGGAGAUCAAACCGGGUCACAGCACUCCUUACAUACUGACCGUAUCACCAUGGAAACGAGGGACACAGACAGGAUUUCUGUCAUUUGUAGAAACUGAUGAUGACAAAGGAGCUGCUGGGAGCUAUGAAGUGUAUUUCUCUCUGGAGGUCAUUUGUAAGCCAGCAGAGCCCUUAAAGGUCAUAAAUGUAACAUGUGUUGUUCAGAGUGAAGUUGCCAUAGAGAUCCCCAUCAAUAACACACAUGAAGAGCCACUGAAUUUGGAUGUUUCCCUGGACGGUGAUGAUCUAAGUGGGCCCAAGUGGAUUUCAGUUCCCCCUCGGGGGGCUCUUACCUAUAAGGCCAUGUUUUCUCCUGACAAAAUAGGAAAGAGCGAGAGCAGUGUGGUGUUCCAGUCAGAAAUGGUGGGGGAGUUCUGCUAUCAGCUGGAGCUUUAUGCCCUUCCUUGUGCAGUAACUAUGCUUCCUCAGGUCGGCUGUCAACUGGGCAAAUGGACCAGAAUAACCCUUCCCCUGGUGAACCCAACUGCAGAAACUCUGGAGCUAAUUGUAGCCAACAGUAACCCCAGAAACUACUCACUGGAGAUGGAUUCAGGAAACACCCUUAUUCUUGAGCCACACUCUUCCAGUCAGCUUGGUGUCUGUUUUAGCCCUUCAUCCAUUGGGGAGGGGAGCCACGCAGCAAAAAUCACUUUCUCAUGCCCUCAGUUGCAAGAAUGGUGUUUCGAAUUGAGUGGGCGUGGCCUUAAUCCAAAGGUUGAGGAGCUCGUGAGCAUCUCAUCCAUGAUUGGCUCUAGAGCCUCCAUCAACAUUCCUUUCACAAACCCCAUGGAGCUACAGGCUGUGCUCGAUCUCACACUCACAGAUGAGGACCCAAAAGGGGCGUUACCAUCUACUACAGACAAGACGGUCUUCGUUGUCCCUCUGAGUCAGACUAAAGGUAUACAGAUCAAUGCAGGAGCCAGUUUUAAUGUUCCUGUUGUGUUUGCCCCGACUUCUGUGGAAAUACAGCGAGUCUGGCUCUGCAUCACUAUGAGGUCCCUUAGCAACGACUGCACCUGCAGUGCAAGCAGCAUAAGGUCAGAUCAGGAUUUGUCCACCAUUUGUUGGAUUUACCCCCUCUGUGGGAUUCCCUUGGAAGUGUCUGCAGAGAACCCAUCACUCGGAGUAGUCCAGUGUGAAGCUGGCUGCCAGUUAGAAAAGAAGUUUGAUGUACAGCUCAGUGGAUGUGUGCUGGGAAGUCAAGACCGGAAAAGCCAGGAAGUUUCCCAGGUGAUGAAGGAAGACUUCCUGUGCAAGGUGCAGUCAGUCUGUGAAGAGGAGCAUUUGGACGUGGAAGACUGUGUUUCUGCCUACAUCGAAGCUGCAAGCAGAGACCCAGAGUCUGGCAACAUAGUGCUCACCCUUCAGCUAGUCUACAGCCCUGUCAGGCUAUGCAGGUACUCAGCAGUUGUAGUGGUGCAGAGCAUGUCCGGGGGGAUCUGGGAGUUUCCAAUCACACUGACUGCAACAGAACCAGUGUUUGAUGAUGUUAUCGUCAUUGAUGCCAAUGAGUUGGACGAGACAUCAGCUGUGGGGUUCCGUUUCACUAGCAUCACCAGGAGACCAGAGCCGUUCAUAGCGACAUUCCUGCCAGGUAGCAGCAGUGAGUUCACUGUGACUCCAGCCUCAGGAAUGCUUCCUCCUGUUGGUUCAGCAGGAGCGCUCAUCACUGUGUCCUUCACACCCACCUCAUAUGGCAACAGACACAGAGCGAGGCUUAUCAUCAAGGCAGCAGACAUGCAGUGGAUCUACGAGGUGAGAGGUAAAACCCCUCGAAAGCUCCCACCACUCUGUCCCACAUCCUCCUCAGUCAUCCAGCCAGCCAGUAAACAGCAGGUGAACUUUGUGGUCCACAACCGUCGGCUUCCUGCUCUGGCAAACUCAUCCCCUCUGAAAGCCCACAGAUAAACACCUUCAUCCCUUCUCAUACAACUAAGGUUCUUUGCUUUUUGUAUGUUUUUCACAAUGUCACCUUCAAUUAAAGUGAUUCCUUUAUAACUUUCAGGCAUUUUGAGGCACAUUGCCACACUAAUUGUAUUGGUUCCACCACUUGUUUAUUUUUCUUUGAAAUGGGUCAUUAGUCUUGUUAGCAUGUCUCAUCAGUAUUUCUAAUGAGCUAUGCAUCUGCCAAUGCAAACAUGUUUUUUCCGACACAGUGACAUAUGACGGAAAUUUAGCUGGAUGAGACUGAAGAUUGGAUUCUUUGUAAUUUAUAAUUUAUGAUUCUUAACUGAAAGAGACAUGAUACAUGUUUUAACAGACUAUAUACAUACAGAUAGUUGGUGCUGCAUAUGCUAUAUUCUGAGGACACAAAAAACAAGGAAUUUCUUGAUAAAAUCACUUCUGAAGUUCAUUUGUUCCUCUUUGUGUCCUUCCCUUUCUUUAUGGUUGGCAUAGACAUAAUAAGGAUAAUUGAUUAGGGAUAAAGGCAUUUUCUGGAUUGAACUCAUCACUGUUCCUCAAGAAAAGAGCCUUUGUCCCUGAAGUUUUACCCAUUCAGCAUGUAUCAGAUCUAUGACCAGCAAUAAAUGCUAGUAAUGGUUGUAAUGUCCCUAUUAUGCCUCAGAGUCCACUUCAAGUAAAAUGUUACCAGCCUUGCUUUAUUCCCGCCUUCCCUUAUGAUCUGCUGUUAGAUAGUAAAGACUCGGUCUAUAAAUUAAAGCCACCUCAGACUGCCGAUUCGGGGAUAUUCCAACUACAGACUAUACUUCACUAACUAGGACAACCUUGAAAUAUGCAUUUUACUUUCACAAAAUCUCUGUAUCUUUCAAUUAAUAAAUCAAAUCAUAUGAACCCUAAAAGGCUGUAGCUUUUGCUGUGUGUGCUCAUGCUCAUUCAAAGUGGAAAUGUAAGAUUUUCUCAGUAUUUAAUAUUGUAAGCAGCAUAAUAUGAACAACAUCUGUGCAAUAACACUAGUCGAUUUAUUAUUGAUGAUAUGACUUGUGCUAACAAAUCGUAAAGUGUGUUUAUUAGCUACAUAGAUUGUUGCUUGAACAAAAAACCCAAAAUAUUCAAUAGCUUAAAUGUCCACAGAAUAAUACUACAGCUGCAUGACUACU
Sphaeramia orbicularis (orbiculate cardinalfish) is the source of this 10406-nucleotide messenger RNA. RefSeq names its product cilia- and flagella-associated protein 47-like. The record is from RefSeq and is a predicted model, not a curated record. The transcript is spliced from 67 exons. Gene Ontology annotation, cellular component: cilium. The coding region runs from base 1 to 9255 and encodes 3084 amino acids. Gene Ontology annotation, molecular function: protein binding. Lineage: Eukaryota; Metazoa; Chordata; Actinopteri; Kurtiformes; Apogonidae. Gene Ontology annotation, biological process: sperm axoneme assembly; cilium assembly.